CAUCGUUGCGCAGUCGCCGUCUUGAGCCUCGUUUCGCCUGGUUCUCGUUUCACUCGUCACGCCCUCAUUGCGUUGCGUGCGUGCGUGCGUGCGUGCGUGCGUACCUGCCUGUCAUUCCGCCUGCCAUUCCGCCUGCCGUUUCUCGUCUCGUAGGAGGGGACGCGCCGCCUCGUGCUCCCUCGCCGUCAUGGGGUCGUGAAGGGAAUUCUCCAAGACCCUUCCCUCGUACCCGGGCGGGCACCGUGCGCUGCGCUGCCCUCGAAGUUGGUUAUAAGACCAGAUGCUUGGUCGCCACUUCCUUCUCUUCCCCCCUCUCUUAACACUCUUACCUUUCUCACCUAGCCCACUCUCUCCCUCUCGUCAAGCUCUUCAACGCCCAGCAUGCACUUCGCCGCCCUCUUCUCCAUCGCCGCCGCCGGCCUCGCCGCUGCCGCCCCCUUCUCGCUGCCCAACGGCUUCCCCAACAUCAAGCCUGGAAACCUCGCCCACACGCAGAAGACGGCUGGUGGCACCCUCCCCAACACGGCCCUUCCCACCGACCUCAAGAAGGACGCCAUCGCCACUCUGCAGCUCAUUGCCGUCAACGAGAUCUUCGAGGUCUCCUACUUCUCGACCCUCUAUGACAACGUUGUCGCCGGCAAGGAGGGCUACACCGACUUCGGUGGUCUCGACAAGGACUACGUCGUCAAGUCGCUCGCUGCCAUCCGUGCGCAGGAGGAGCUCCACGCAGCUGGUGCCAACGCCAUCUUGAAGAGCGCUGGUGCCUCUACGAUUGGCGCCUGCAACUACAAGUUCCCCGCCACCGACUUCAAGUCGGCCAUCGCUCUUGCUGCCACCUUCACCGACGUCGUCCUCGGCACCCUCUCUGAGGCUCAGCAGACCUUUGCUCUCGACGGUGGCCAGGCCGCUUCGGGCCUCGUCCCCCUCGUAGGCUCCAUUAUCGCCCAGGAGGGCGAGCAGGACGGUGCCUUCCGCCUCAUCCAGCGCAAGACUCCCUCUGCCGCUCCCUUCCUCACCUACUCCUCGGGCGCCUUUGCCUUCAACGCUGUUGCGCAGAACUUCCUCGUUCCCAACUCGUGCUCGGCCUCGUCCAACGUCUCGGAGAUUGGCCUGCCCAGCUUCAAGCUCCUCACCCCCACCACUACUCCUCAGGCCAAGAACAUGACUCUUGACUACACUACCACUUACUCUGACGCCUCGGCCCAGGCCAACCACAUCGUCUACAUCAGCGGUGUCAACAAGCCCGUCGUCGUCCCCAUCAAGUCGGUCAGCAAGAAGGGCGACUCGGCUACCUUCCAGGCUGAGUUCCCCUUCGACGCCGGCUUCUCCAACGGUCUCACCCUCGCCGCCCUCACCACCUCGGCCGGUCCCUUCGACAGCGCCGCCGCCGUCGCUGACAAGACCGUCGCCGGCCCCGGUCUCAUUGAGGUCAACUAAGCGGGCGUCGGUGCAGUUGGCAUGCGCGAGUCCACGAACCACGAACACUGUCUUUGCUCUUUCUCUUCGUCUUCUUUCACCCAGCUCUGAUAUCCAUUAGUCACUCAGCUUUUGCCUAGCAUCACUGCCUGCUUUGCUCACGGAAUUACAUUUUCACAUUUAUUCUCCAGCAC
This is a messenger RNA of Jaminaea rosea, 1610 nucleotides long. RefSeq names its product putative sexual development protein. NCBI's taxonomy places the organism in Eukaryota, Fungi, Basidiomycota, Exobasidiomycetes, Microstromatales. The coding region runs from base 382 to 1437 and encodes 351 amino acids. The record is from RefSeq and is a predicted model, not a curated record. The transcript is spliced from 2 exons.